GCCUCUGAAUUCAAGUUCACUAUUCAACGAUCCUCCAUGUGGCAAUUCAUAGGUCGACAGGUUUCCUUCAGUUUGACUAUGGAAAUUCCCGAGUCGACACCACUAAAAGCCAAGAUCAAACUUCCACCUAAUGGCACGGCAAAACUACGACUGACACAAGUUAAAUUCGCCCUAGUGAGCGAAUACCUUAACGCGAGCAUCAACAAAACAACGUUGAUUUCCUCAGCUAGCGAUGGUUUAAAAGAUAUUGCACUGAUUGACCUUGGUGAUGUUACGAGGAUCCCAACUGACAGUAGCACUCAGAUUAAGAUCGAUUUCGAAGUGCAGUUGUUGAGUCACGUACAUAUCGUUAACGGCGGUGUGCAGUGGGUUAGUGUAGGCGUUCAGUACAUAAACCAGUCUGUCUGGGCAGCACAGUUAGCAGUCAAAACCAUCCAAUCAGCGGUCAGCAGGCCUGAUUUGAUGAUUUCAUUUUGGUCUGAUAGUGGCUGUAUGAGCGAUACGUUUGACAAGUAUGUGUACCGGUUUUUAUUAGUUUUCACCGUUAUCUGAAUAGAGUUUAAAGUUUUGCUUGUAGUUUAAAUUUACUGGAUAGCUGAAUCUACACAAAUCUUUUUGUUGUUGUUGUUGUUUUGUAAUGUAUUUUUGCUUUCUUCGAAAUAUAGGGGUGAAGUUAUUUAUCGCCUUAUCCUAUCUCAUUCGGACUUGACCACAGAAGAAGUGGCAAGCGGGAUGAUCGAAUGGCCUUUGCCUCCUGUUCUUCUACUAAAAACCUGGAACAAAGUUGAUGCGUCUAUUAAUGUGGAACUGGUCAAUGAAACAGACAGGGUCACUAUCAAGGUAAGAGAGGAUGAUUAUGAAUAUAACGGUUUUUCAUCUUAACACUGUAUUUAUCAUGGAGAAGAUGCUGGCUUUUGGUCUCACCGCGUUUUCUCUGUUGCUUCUCCAGUUUGGAAAAUUCAACUUUUCGGAUACCAUCGACCUUGAAGUAACAUUUAAUCUUGAUUUACACAAAACACACGCCGACGGCAAACUCCAUGAUUUAACAACGAACGUUAUUGUCAAGUAUAACGGCUCCCUGAACACAUGCAGCUCAUUUUCUGGUUCUCGUGAAUUCACCUUUGACGGCCCAACGACGACUUCUAUCACAUAUUAUGUUCCGCGUAAGUUAGAAGAUACAAGUCCUUUUAAAGGUCGAGUUUUCUGGGCAGGGAACAAGUAGAAGACCUUACAAAAUUUCCACUCUUCCAUUUGUAGAAUUAUUCUGUGACCUGCCGCUAGGCAUGAUGGAUGGUAGAAUUACUAAUGCCCAGAUAACCGCCUCGUCCCAUGCCACCGGCGGGGAGCCUAACCAGGGCAGACUCAAUAGCUCAAGUGCUUGGAUACCUUGGAACUUACUUGCGUAAGUCGUAAUACCAAUUUUCCAAAGCUUCAAAAUAGUUCAAGAGCCAUUCUCGAUACCUAUCGUGUCCCCAGUUCGGUCAACAAACUCUUCUCUUUUCCUCUCUACCACCAUGAAUCCAUUCUUUUUUUUCUUUUUCUUUUUUACAGAUUUCAUCACUAAUUCUGUUGUUGUUUUAUUUCUAUAUAAUUUGGUUACUGCUUACUCGAGCAGCAUCUAAUUUCUUUCUGUUGUUGACGUCUCGAACACGUUAAUGGAUGGUUGGUUCAUGAAUUAAACUUCAUUUGAAUUUCUUUCUUGCUUUUUUUCUUUUUUUCUUCUCUUUUCCAUUUUUUCUUUUCAUUUCAGGAAAGAUAAACAACAGUACCUAGAGGUUAAUUUCAACACCACAGUCAAAAUUGUCCGCCUCGUUACAAAAGGUCUUGGGAGAAGUUGUGUCAAAUCGAUAUCUCUGUGUUACAGCCAUGAUGGAGCUAUUUUUAAACGUUACAUGCAAGGAAGCGUGAACAAGGUACAAAAAGUGACCUUAGGCUGAUAUCAAGCUCAGUAUAACCUUGACAUGCUUUCUUAGUACAUAAUACUGCUAUGUGUAAUCAAAUUGUGACGAAUCAAAUUAGGAAUAAUUAAUAAUUACGUGAAUGUAUUUCCUAAUAAAAGGACCUUUAUGUUCUCUUGUUACCUAUUAAUAUCAUGGGUAAUAUCGUGGAGAUUUUGACAUGUUUAUCGUAUUGAUCCAAAACGCCACGCACUACAAAGUUUAGAGCUUAAAUUUUGGCUUAAGUUCAUAAUUUUCAGAACUUUUUCCACAAAAUACGUGAUAGAAUCCUUCUUGAGGUUUUCUAAAGCGUCUUUUAAUGCCCUGACCUCACGGGGUUUAAGGCCUGGGUCAAAGGUUUAAUGUUCUGAGCAUAUGAUUGCUUUGCAAUAAGGGAUACCUAGAAAUACAUGAAUUUUUCCCCAAAAGUAAAUCUUGAAGUCAUCUUGUGCCUUAGCGUUUAGUUAUGGUCACGUGACAUUUCACCUGACCAUAAAUUGAAAAUGAAGGAAGUUGGCGAAUUGGUGGCGAAUUUUAUGGUAAAUAUAUUGGUGUUUCUAAUAGAAAGUAAACAUACCUUACUUUCUAAGUUUGGAAUUAAUUUACGAAAAGUUCAAAAUUAAAGUUUUAAAUAAUUCAAAAUGAUUUUUUCUCUCUUAAUUUCUAAUUGAAGUGGAAUGGACAGUUAUUCCAAGCGUAAAGUGCUAGAAAUACGCAAUAUAAAUGAGAAACAUGUUAUUGCUAGUCAAAAGAUUUCUUUUCUUAAACCCGCCACCAAUUAUUUAAGAUUUUGUAGAAUAGAACAAUGGUCUCGUGACAUAUUACGUGACUUAUUAACAAAACAUUUAUACUUUAAAAUGUUAAGGACGAUGAGUUCUUCAUCUGUGCCGAAGUUAUAGCCAAUAAAUCAUUAUCAAUUUGGUGCAGUGCGACUGACUAAAAAGAUAGCACAAGUAACAAUUAUUCCUAGAGCCCGAAUGAGCUCUGAGUCAAUAGCCCAUUAGUAAAAUCCAACUAGUUGGUCAAAAAUAUCAUGACAAAACAACUUUCGCUGGCAAAACCUGAUUCAGCCGCCAUUGUUUUGGUUUUCAAAGCCCGCGCUUUUCGCUACUAGUAGGCUAUAACAUAUAGCCUAGUUGUAGCUCAACCAAUCAGAACGCAGCAUUGAUAAGGGACGGAUCAUUAGAAAAGUGAUGGGGGGGGGGUGGGGAAUUUUCAGCUUGCACGAAUUUUUUUUUUCGCUCACUGCUUGUGCAGGAAUUUUUUUCUCUCAGGUGAAACCCUCUGCACGAAUUUUUUUUUCAGACAAAUAUUGCUUUUUUUUUUAACACUGAAAUCUUGAUUCAUUAUCUAUGUUUGUGUGCUUUAUAAAUUAUUCUACACUCACAACAGAUCAAAGGAUACAGGCCACUUUAAUGCAAAAUCUUUUCGAAAAUGUACACACAGUGAGAGAGGAGGAAGCCACUUGGAGUGGACGGCUUCCCUGUGCAUUUUUUCAGUCCCUGCCAUACUCCAUACACCAAAACAGCCCCGGUAGUGCCCUCCACUCAAAAAUGUCAAUCCAAAAAGAAGGUACCUGUUUAGUAAAAGUGAAAUAUUAAAAUGAUUGUUAAAAGUUAUUUAAUUUUUAUGGUGCUCUGUAAUAACUUAAAUAAACUUAGGCUACAUUUUACUAAAAAAAAUAAAAUAAAAGUCAGACUCCCCUUUCGUGUGAGAGUUCCACAUAGUCUGGUAGCUGGCUGCAUUAAGAAAUAAGCGUUGACAGGCCAAACACGACUCAUAAGCUCGUGAUAAUGUGAAACGUGACCUUGAGAGUCUGCUUGAACAGUGGUUCUAUUUCUUUUUCUCUCUUGCGCGAAGGUUACUAGCACUACACAGUGCAUGACUUGUAGCAUUCUAAACUUUGACUGAGUAAAUCUUGUUUUUGCCGCACUAAGUCUUAUAUUUAGAGGUCAUAAAGCAGGUUUGUUACAUGCAUACUGAGUAAUCAUUUCCUGUAGUUUAUGCUUCUGUAGGUGUUCCUGAUAGGAUUUGAUUUCAGAUGCAGUUGUAAAGUGUCUAAAUUUUCUUUGACCUCUGUUAGUUACGGCUGAAUAAAGAUUUUAGUUUUUUGGUUUUCUCCGAAAUGACUGUAUCUGAAUAACUACAUGCAUGCAUGCAUGCAAGUUUCUUUGUCCGUGAAUGUGAUUAUUUCCUGCCAUGUCAGUAUGACUCUGGGCCCAGCUCUAUAAUGUGGUUUGCAGGAUUUUGAAUUUCCACGGAUAGUGCGGUCUUCAGAUUUGAGUUGUACACUGUAGCUUAAACUAAAGCUACACCAAGUUUGGAUAAAUAUGCCGUGCGUCAGUCAAGAUAAUUCUCUUAGCGCUCACACAGUCCAUUUAGUUUUACUUAACAUAGUGAGUCUUUGAACUAGAGCGCAAUGUCUUGUUGUUCCUUCGUAGGUAUUUACUUAAGUUUUUGCUUAACAGUCGUCUAUACGACUGCUUUGAAUUCUUAAGCAAGACUGCAGUUUCGGAACUAUAGCGUUCCUCGUCAGUUGCUACUAUGGUAAAGUCUUAGGUACAGAGAGCGAAGCAGACUGUUUAAAUUCUGUGACCUGCCGCUAGGCAUGAUGGAUGGUAGAAUUACUAAUGCCCAGAUAACCGCCUCGUCCCAUGCCACCGGCGGGGAGCCUAACCAGGGCAGACUCAAUAGCUCAAGUGCUUGGAUACCUUGGAACUUACUUGCGUAAGUCGUAAUACCAAUUUUCCAAAGCUUCAAAAUAGUUCAAGAGGCAUUCUCGAUACCUAUCGUGUCCCCAGUUCGGUCAACAAACUCUUCUCUUUUCCUCUCUACCACCAUGAAUCCAUUCUUUUUUUUUUUACAGAUUUCAUCACUAAUUCUGUUGUUGUUUUAUUUCUAUAUAAUUUGGUUACUGCUUACUCGAGCAGCAUCUAAUUUCUUUCUGUUGUUGACGUCUCGAACACGUUAAUGGAUGGUUGGUACAUGAAUUAAAUUUCAUUUGAAUUUCUUUCUUGCUUUUUUUUUUCUUCUCUUUUCCAUUUUUUCUUUUCAUUUCAGGAAAGAUAAACAACAGUACCUAGAGGUUAAUUUCAACACCACAGUCAAAAUUGUCCGCCUCGUUACAAAAGGUCUUGGGAGAAGUUGUGUCAAAUCGAUAUCUCUGUGUUACAGCCAUGAUGGAGCUAUUUUUAAACGUUACAUGCAAGGAAGCGUGAACAAGGUACAAAAAGUGACCUUAGGCUGAUAUCAAGCUCAGUAUAACCUUGACAUGCUUUCUUAGUACAUAAUACUGCUAUGUGUAAUCAAAUUGUGACGAAUCAAAUUAGGAAUAAUUAAUAAUUACGUGAAUGUAUUUCCUAAUAAAAGGACCUUUAUGUUCUCUUGUUACCUAUUAAUAUCAUGGGUAAUAUCGUGGAGAUUUUGACAUGUUUAUCGUAUUGAUCCAAAACGCCACGCACUACAAAGUUUAGAGCUUAAAUUUUGGCUUAAGUUCAUAAUUUUCAGAACUUUUUCCACAAAAUACGUGAUAGAAUCCUUCUUGAGGUUUUCUAAAGCGUCUUUUAAUGCCCUGACCUCACGGGGUUUAAGGCCUGGGUCAAAGGUUUAAUGUUCUGAGCAUAUGAUUGCUUUGCAAUAAGGGAUACCUAGAAAUACAUGAAUUUUUCCCCAAAAGUAAAUCUUGAAGUCAUCUUGUGCCUUAGCGUUUAGUUAUGGUCACGUGACAUUUCACCUGACCAUAAAUUGAAAAUGAAGGAAGUUGGCGAAUUGGUGGCGAAUUUUAUGGUAAAUAUAUUGGUGUUUCUAAUAGAAAGUAAACAUACCUUACUUUCUAAGUUUGGAAUUAAUUUACGAAAAGUUCAAAAUUAAAGUUUUAAAUAAUUCAAAAUGAUUUUUUCUCUCUUAAUUUCUAAUUGAAGUGGAAUGGACAGUUAUUCCAAGCGUAAAGUGCUAGAAAUACGCAAUAUAAAUGAGAAACAUGUUAUUGCUAGUCAAAAGAUUUCUUUUCUUAAACCCGCCACCAAUUAUUUAAGAUUUUGUAGAAUAGAACAAUGGUCUCGUGACAUAUUACGUGACUUAUUAACAAAACAUUUAUACUUUAAAAUGUUAAGGACGAUGAGUUCUUCAUCUGUGCCGAAGUUAUAGCCAAUAAAUCAUUAUCAAUUUGGUGCAGUGCGACUGACUAAAAAGAUAGCACAAGUAACAAUUAUUCCUAGAGCCCGAAUGAGCUCUGAGUCAAUAGCCCAUUAGUAAAAUCCAACUAGUUGGUCAAAAAUAUCAUGACAAAACAACUUUCGCUGGCAAAACCUGAUUCAGCCGCCAUUGUUUUGGUUUUCAAAGCCCGCGCUUUUCGCUACUAGUAGGCUAUAACAUAUAGCCUAGUUGUAGCUCAACCAAUCAGAACGCAGCAUUGAUAAGGGACGGAUCAUUAGAAAAGUGAUGGGGGGGGGGUGGGGAAUUUUCAGCUUGCACGAAUUUUUUUUUUCGCUCACUGCUUGUGCAGGAAUUUUUUUCUCUCAGGUGAAACCCUCUGCACGAAUUUUUUUUUCAGACAAAUAUUGCUUUUUUUUUUAACACUGAAAUCUUGAUUCAUUAUCUAUGUUUGUGUGCUUUAUAAAUUAUUCUACACUCACAACAGAUCAAAGGAUACAGGCCACUUUAAUGCAAAAUCUUUUCGAAAAUGUACACACAGUGAGAGAGGAGGAAGCCACUUGGAGUGGACGGCUUCCCUGUGCAUUUUUUCAGUCCCUGCCAUACUCCAUACACCAAAACAGCCCCGGUAGUGCCCUCCACUCAAAAAUGUCAAUCCAAAAAGAAGGUACCUGUUUAGUAAAAGUGAAAUAUUAAAAUGAUUGUUAAAAGUUAUUUAAUUUUUAUGGUGCUCUGUAAUAACUUAAAUAAACUUAGGCUACAUUUUACUAAAAAAAAUAAAAUAAAAGUCAGACUCCCCUUUCGUGUGAGAGUUCCACAUAGUCUGGUAGCUGGCUGCAUUAAGAAAUAAGCGUUGACAGGCCAAACACGACUCAUAAGCUCGUGAUAAUGUGAAACGUGACCUUGAGAGUCUGCUUGAACAGUGGUUCUAUUUCUUUUUCUCUCUUGCGCGAAGGUUACUAGCACUACACAGUGCAUGACUUGUAGCAUUCUAAACUUUGACUGAGUAAAUCUUGUUUUUGCCGCACUAAGUCUUAUAUUUAGAGGUCAUAAAGCAGGUUUGUUACAUGCAUACUGAGUAAUCAUUUCCUGUAGUUUAUGCUUCUGUAGGUGUUCCUGAUAGGAUUUGAUUUCAGAUGCAGUUGUAAAGUGUCUAAAUUUUCUUUGACCUCUGUUAGUUACGGCUGAAUAAAGAUUUUAGUUUUUUGGUUUUCUCCGAAAUGACUGUAUCUGAAUAACUACAUGCAUGCAUGCAUGCAAGUUUCUUUGUCCGUGAAUGUGAUUAUUUCCUGCCAUGUCAGUAUGACUCUGGGCCCAGCUCUAUAAUGUGGUUUGCAGGAUUUUGAAUUUCCACGGAUAGUGCGGUCUUCAGAUUUGAGUUGUACACUGUAGCUUAAACUAAAGCUACACCAAGUUUGGAUAAAUAUGCCGUGCGUCAGUCAAGAUAAUUCUCUUAGCGCUCACACAGUCCAUUUAGUUUUACUUAACAUAGUGAGUCUUUGAACUAGAGCGCAAUGUCUUGUUGUUCCUUCGUAGGUAUUUACUUAAGUUUUUGCUUAACAGUCGUCUAUACGACUGCUUUGAAUUCUUAAGCAAGACUGCAGUUUCGGAACUAUAGCGUUCCUCGUCAGUUGCUACUAUGGUAAAGUCUUAGGUACAGAGAGCGAAGCAGACUGUUUAAAUACUAAUGGCUAGGAUCGAAAAUACUAACUUGCCAUUGGCUGCAAAAGGGACCAAUAGCGUAGGUGUAUCUUUGAUCCGCGUUCUGUUGUGCUUCCUUCAAGGCCACGAGUUGUUUAUUCAUAUUGUGCCUGCUAAUAUUUUUGAUUUCUGAAACUCAGACUUUCUGAAAAAGUCACCAUUGGACCUUCCUUGCGCAUGAAUUUUUUUCUUUACCUUCUUCUUUGCAUGAAUUUUUUUUCUUGGCAUUUUCCCUUGCAUGAAUUUUUUUUUGUUUUUUUCCCCCCCCCCCCCCCCAUCACUUUUCUAAUGGUCCGUCCCUAAUAGACCACUAGUUGGAUUUUACUAAAUACAUAUAUAUGUCUCUCGAAGAAUAUAAACUGCAUUUUGAAGAAUACAUAAACUAAAAAGUAUCCAAAAAAUCAGAAUACAGUUUAAAAUUCAGAUUUCAUAAGUUAUGGAAAAUUAUGCAAAUCUCGAUGUUUGUAAUCCCCCAAUUUCUGGCUGCACGUGACGUCACGGCGGCCAUGUUGAUGGUUUAGAACAAAAUCAUUUCUCUCCUCUGCGAACUAAACUAUAUUUUCUAGUCAAUUCUUCGAGAAAAAAUUAUUCUCUAUUGACCUCCAACAUGGCCGCCUUGUCACGUGGUUUCAAACCAAAAGUAGCUCGCCCCUUGGCCAAAAACUCCCUCUUCUACUUGUAGCUACUUAAUUCUUUAUAGCUUACUCAGUUUCGCCCAAUAAGAGUUAAUUUGCAUACAACUAGAAUUAAAGUUAUUAUUGGGCGAUUUCUAAUCAUUAUCAUACUACUGUGUGUUUUCAAAGGAUCUACCGGCUAACAAUAAUUGCGAUUGUGCGGCCGUGAUUAUUCUUCCCACACCAUUUGAAGCUGUGUUUGUUCGCAUUAAUCCGACCUCCUGGCAAAACAGCAUUGCCCUGAAAGUUGAGUUUUAUGGAUGCAGACUGGGUCAGCCUGCUAUUCCAGGUAAAAUGGAAAGCAACCCAAGUUUUACUAGAGUAACAGUACCUACGUGUAUUGCAGCAUCUAGCAAUAUUAUAUUUCAGCGAACAAGUGACAUAUCGUAUUGGUAAACACAUAAUUUGAAGUGCACUUUGUAUUGAAUGUGGAAUUUGUGAUUAAUAAAGUUAUAGUUCAUAUAUGUACGAUAUACGUACAUAAUAAUUCGGUGUUUCGGUUGUUUGCGUUAUAUACAAACUGACAACUCUCUUAGAAAAGCAUGAACCUCCACACCUACAACAACUGCUUCAAAAGUUAAGAAGUACUCACAAACGUUCAUAAAGUUCCUUUACAGUUAAUUUUUUCUUUUUAUGUUUAGAAUCCUCUUUUUGGGCACCCCCCGCAAACCUCAAACGUCCUUGGAUUUCUUAAACUCGAGCUUUUUAUUUGCAUUUUUUUUGUAGCUGGUCUUAAUUUUUUCCUUCAAUUAUUGUCCCAUCAGCAUUUCAGAGGUUUUCCUCAACUUAUCAAGAUCUCACAAUGACAAUUUUUUUUUUACUACUUGCGAAGGUUCCUUGAAGUUUACAAGUCGCGGAUAUUACUUGGACAAAACAAGGGACAUCAUGUACAUUUGUAACGUGAAAUGGUGAGAUCUUCCAUCCACUAAACAGAAGGCUAGCUUGUAGCUUCUUUCUUCUGCUAUUUAGUUUUUAGAGAUAAAAAGUUCGUAAGCAAGAACAAACCAGAAGAAGCCUCUAUGUACUUACCGAUGAUAUACCUACCCACCCCACCUCCACACCCCCUCCACUGUUUUUUAAAUUUUUGACUGGGACUACCUAACGAAAAUCUUUUAUCACGGCUGGAAGGAACUCCCUAAAAUCAGUGAAGAUACCAAGUUUGAAAAUGAUUUGGUGAAAACUUAAGAGGCAGUUGAUAUACAGACGAGGCAUCCUUGUACUUUAAAUACCGAUAAUAGACCCCACCAAUUUUUGACCGGAACCAUUCAAGGAAAAUCUGUCAUCACGGAUGGAAGGAACUCCAUAAAAUCAUAAAUGCGAACGCAUAAAGCAGCCUUUAAAUGCCUUCUACAAAUAAACUUCUGUUUUUGCGAUUUUAUAAAUAAAGAAAUUUUGCAAACAUUAACCACAGCUACCUUUAUUUCAGGGAGAAGUCUAAUAGGCCAUUUCCGAGUUCCAAAAGAUUUCACUUUCAAAAAAUGAGAAAAUGAAAAUGAGUUUUAUCUGCAUGAUCAGACAAAAAAUAGUCAUUUUCAUAUCAGUGGCUUCGCACUUAGCCUUGCUUUGAAACUGGGUCUUGCGAAAACUCGGAAAUGGCCUAUUGCAUUAGCUAUCCGCCAUUACUAAAUUCUGACCACUUGAAUGAGAGAAAGAGUUGGCCCGAGCGUGAAACUGACGUCAUUUUCUCACCAGUGUAAAAUUGAACUGUCUGAACAUUUAAACGCCACUAAUGCGCUAUUCAGAAGGCUAGUUUAAGGUUCUGGAAGCUCAAAAUACCACGAAGCAUACUGAAUAAGCCUGAUUGAAAGAGGUCAGUUCUUUAUUUCACUCUUUGAAAAAAUAUAUUUCAUGUCUUCCAAGCUAUAUUCAACUUUCCCAUUACCACAUGGCUAGAGCAGAAUUUAGUAAACUCGGGUAGUCGAACCAACAAAUAAUUCAGCUAAAAUAGAUUUAACUAUCCUUGGCAAAGUAAUAGGCCACCGUUAACUUAAGUACACUUGGAUCUUCGUGUUCAAGAAUUUGUCUGCCACCGCCGACAGGAGUGACGACAAGCUAGUUCUUGCAACGUCUGAAUUCUGUUGUCAGUGCCAGUCUAGCAUAGAAAGCAGUUGAAAGGGUGGAAAUUUUCUACUGCUCUUGCAGUUCAUGUAAAUAGCAAAAGACAAAGAGGAAGUCAAAUUAACGGAAAGUAAUACACACAGCGGCUAGUUGAUUCAGACGUCCAAUUCAAAUGUAGGAGUAUGGGACUCGAAGAGGGUAGCUAAAAUUCACUCCAUCUUGUAGGUUAAAUUUGGCACUUCGCAUUAACUAUAAGUACUUUUCCCGUCAAUGUUUCAGCAAGGAGCAUUCAGAGCAUUCGCCCAACUGUUUUUUUAGCAGGGACAUGGGUGCUUCGUGGACAGGUUUGUCUCCAUCUUCUGCUUUUCUUAAUUACUGAGUUUCUUUUUCGAAUUAUUCUUUUUUUUUCGUAGAAUUGUUUUUAUCAUUGGGACACUAUUAUUAAAAUAUAUGUUUUUAACAAAGUUAGAAUUGUCUGUGGUAAAGAAUUCAUAUUUGACAUUCGUCGAAGCUCAGACAAAUCGCUGCAAGAAGAUAUAGAUUCUCGGUGGGUUUUAAAUGUUGACUUUUGUCUCAGCGCGUAAAAUGGCCACGGCAUAAAUUUCAGUCUCCCUGAUUGUUAUUAACCAUAGUUAUUCUAUAUUAUUAUUACAAUGACAAUCUACGCUAUAUUGUUCGUCACACGAUAUCAACUAUUAACAAGUAGCUCCACCAUUCCCAACAAGACAUUUUAUGAAGAAUACGUGUUUGGUUCGUGUAAUUGGUAUGUCUCGUUAGUAGUAUAGUGGGGACCGGUUAGAUCCGCUUUGUGGCGGUGGAAUGUCGUUAAAGAGGAAGACUGGGGAAAAAUUCAUCUGCCUAGAGAUAACUAUAGAAAACCUAUCCAACGGGUCAAACCACUCAAGUACGGCACAAUAUUUUAUCUUGACGAUAUGUUAUCGCAUUUUAUUUAUGACACAAGGACGCCGCAAGUUAAUGAUAUUCCUAGGCAAAAAAGGGUUUAACCGGUCUCUACUUCACUACUCUUACUUACCUUCUUUCCCCUAGAUAUUGUCGAUUUCGGAGUUCUGUGAAUCGGAAUACAGCUAAAGGAAUCCGGAAUUCCGACUAGAGAAGCGGAAUCCACUUUAUGGAAUCUGAAAUCUAAGGCUUAGUAUCCGGAAUCCUUGAUUAUCUUGGAUUUCCGUGCAUAAGGCGAUUCUUUUGAGCUACCGUAAAAUUCCGAAAAUAAGCCCCUCCAAGUAUGAGCCCCUCCAAAUAUAAGCCCCCCCAAACCAGUGACGCAAAAAACCCUCCGUUAAAUUGCCCCUCCAAAUAUAAGCCCCCCGGGGGCUUGUACUUGGAAAAUUGCCCUCAAAUACAAAAUAAAACAAAGCAAAAACGGUAAAUUUACCAACUAUAAGGCUAGCGCAAUCGAUUUGUAAACGCAAACUUACCUCCAUAGAUAAGCCCCUCCGAAUAUAGGCCCCUCCAAAAAUAAGCCCCUAAAAGAGGGCCAUUGAAAAGUAUAAGCCCCGAAGCUUAUUCGGAAUUUAACGGUAUAUGCUUGUCCCUUUUCAGCUAUGCAUUGGAAUAUAAUUUCUAUUCUUGGCCAUGACACGGUGGAAAACAUUUUGUACGGAGUAACUGCCAACGGAAGAACAAUUUUGAAAAGCACUCAAGGUCAUUCGUCAGAGUUCAUUACUGUUCCAGUGAGUGACUGGGAUACCGUUAAUGUCAAAGGCACAACAAAUCUUGCUGUUAUGAUUGGAAGUGAAUUGAUAAUUAAUGACACCAACAAGACACCACCACCUGAGCAUACAGUAACGUCAACCAGCGGCACCAAGUGGGGAGGUAUAAAACUUGAAUACUGGAUCGGAGUAAUUCUAGUUAAAAGUAUGCCAUUCAGCGUUUCCACGCGUUUCCUUCCGUGUAAUUGUUGGGAUUAGAGCAAUAGUUUCUAUAACACCAUCGUGAAAAAUGUCAUUUUUUUAUGUGCUGAAUGAUGAUGGACAAAUGGAGCACCAGGUAGCCUGGGAAUAUUUAGCUCUAACCUACGCCACGCUCAGAUAGUAGGGAUGUCGCGAAAUCAGGGUCAACAGAAAAUAGGGCUCACAUCAUCUGCCCUAACCUUAGCCACAGACGAGAAAAAAACUUUUGAUUAAGUCCGUCUAGGAGACAGCGUGGAAAUAACUCUAUUUCUGGGUUCCCACCAAAGUGCCAAGAUUUGAGUGCGAGCAAUGAUUGGGGCUAUUAAAAAAGCCACUUUCCGUUUGCCAAUCGGGUCUCGAAUACUACCACGAAGCAAAAAAAGAAAAAAGAAACUCAACGUUUUUCGAAAUAAUGGAUCUUUCACAUGUUUCUUUGUAGACGAUAAACACCACAGCCGGAGAGCGAGCGAAGAACUACAACACAAAAAUCUCACUAGCAUUAAAAAUAAAAUUAUUCCUCUUCCCUUUCUUUAUAUUGCAGUGUCAUCGCUUGGUGUUCACGUGGAAGAAUUAUUAAAGUGGAAACUUAAAGCAACCUGGAGCUGCCACGGUUAGUAAAUAACUUUCCAAGAUACAUGUACCUCAGUGGCUUUAGAGGAGUUAAUAUGGAGCACUUUCUGAUGGGUCAACAGAGAGUGCUAAAGAACCUCAGAAAGGACUUUCCAUGUAGAUAUUCGCUUGUUAUAUAUGGAUGAGACAAUCAUCCUUCUACCAUAGUUUUUGAUCCUCGAUCUGAAAUACUUAAGUGAUAUCAGUGAUGGGUUGCUGCUAUUGAUGACUGAAAAAGGGUGUGUAUUUCUCCCCUCCGGGAAGGGGGCGUAGUACCAAGUUGUAGUCGGCUUAUGAGACACUUGUAUUUCAUUGUUUGCAAUCGACACUGCAAGAAGCUAAAAAGAAUAACACUUAAAAACUUCGGAGCAAGAUGCCCCGAGAUUUACCCAUGAAGGUCUGCUUUUGUACAUUAGGUUGUUUUCCUUGUCAUUUCGACUUUGAAAGUGGAAGUCUUGAUGGUUGGACUAAGUCUGGCACUGCGUUUAAUAAUCAGCCAACCUAUGGGGACAACCCAACAGCACGUGGCAGAGGGCAGCCUGCAAACCAACAGGGAGAUUGGUGGAUCGCGAGUUUUGAAAACCGUCCCGGUCCAAGUUUUCCAGCAGGAUUAUCUCAAGACGACGGACCACAGGGAACUGUCGCAUCCCCACCUUUCACCAUCGUUGCCAGCGGCAAGAUGUCUUUUUUAAUUGGGGGAGGGUGUGACAUUAAUCUCGUUCGAGCGGAGUUGGUUAUCAACAACAAGGUGAACAAGUGCAUUAAAGAUUUAUUUAUAUAGACGAGUUACUUUGUCCGCAAAAACCUGGUACAGUCAAACACCAUAUUCAAUCUCGAUUGAGAUUAUCUUCUCCGGUGAAGAGGGGAGGGGGGGGGCAGGGUCGGGGCUCCCUUAUAUGGGCUUAAUAGUUAUGUGUCACCAGACAGGGCAUGGUUUCUAAGGGUCUCGAUCCUUUAUAAGAGUAUCAUUCUUUCCCUUGUUGGCGUUGUGUUCCCGGUGUGACCCUUAGGUAGGGCAGCCAAAUUGUAUCUGGUAAGAUUGAAAUGUAUAAAUGCCAAGUUAGAGGAAAAUCAUCAUCUCAUCCCUCAGCGUAUUAAGAAGGGGAUCCUGAAAGCGAUUCAUUGGAUAUUUAUGUGCUACUAUUAGGUUCUUUAUUUUCCCUUAAAUAUAUGGUGUCAUUUUCCAGGUUUGGUCCUUAAAUAGGGAACCAACUUUCAUUUGUCUCAUCCUUUAACAGGAGCUAAUAGCGUCAGGGUUUAAGACCGUGCUCCAGGUGUGGUUUUUGUAUGAGAAGGAUUUUGUUUUUACAUAGCUUCAAGUCUAGUUUAUUUUUUGCAGGUGGUGAGAAAAGCAACUGGAAAAUGUACGGAGACCAUGGCUCGUCAGACGUGGGAUGCAAGUGAAUUUGUCGGUCAGAAAGCCUUUCUUCGCUUAGUGGAUGCCUAUUCUUACGGCUGGGGCCACAUCAACUUUGACGACCUACGCGGAGAUAUAAACUUUGUGUAUUGCCACAUUUAUUAA
Molecule: messenger RNA, 14563 nt
Organism: Porites evermanni
Lineage: Eukaryota; Metazoa; Cnidaria; Anthozoa; Scleractinia; Poritidae
Source: the annotation of a GenBank genome assembly